This is a messenger RNA of Ruditapes philippinarum (Manila clam), 1719 nucleotides long. RefSeq names its product hemicentin-1-like. The record is from RefSeq and is a predicted model, not a curated record. Gene Ontology annotation, biological process: cell-cell adhesion. The transcript is spliced from 7 exons. NCBI's taxonomy places the organism in Eukaryota, Metazoa, Mollusca, Bivalvia, Venerida, Veneridae. Gene Ontology annotation, cellular component: cell-cell junction. Bases 1 to 1719 code for a protein of 572 amino acids. Gene Ontology annotation, molecular function: cell adhesion molecule binding.
AUGGAUGGUCCAGACAACGUUGUGUUUAGUCCUAGUUAUACAAGCUAUGAGAAAGAUGAAAAUGAAACUCUCGAUCAAGUAACUUGUACAGCAACCUGCCAUCCUACAUGUAGUUUUACGUGGUCAAAGACGCCAUCAAGAACACUUGUUAGUAGCUCAGCUUUAUUAAACCUUGGGAGGCUUCAGAGUUCAGAUGCUGGAACAUACAGAUGUACAGCAAUAAGGACUGGUGGUGAACCACAAAGCAAAGAUCUAACUGUGAAUGUAAUUUAUGGACCGAGGAAUAUAUUUUUCAAUCCAAAUGAUGUGUCAUAUCGACAUAAUGAAAAUUAUAACCCAGCACCAAUCACAUGUGGAGCAGAUUGCUGGGAAUGUAGCUACAGUUGGUCUGGACCAAAUUCAUUUAGUGUGUCUGGAGCAGUGCUUGACCUGAGUCCUUUAACAAAGUCAAUGGCUGGAACAUAUACAUGUACUGCUAGAAACGUUAAACUGUCUCAACAACCACUACAAACAAAACAGUUGCUACUUGAAGUUAGAUUUGGUCCUGAUUCUAUAAGUGUAACAAAUGGGAAAUUGGUAUAUACAGUUGAUGAGGAAACAAAAUUACACAAUAUAAAGUGUGAGGCUGACUGUUUUCCAGCAUGUACAUAUAAAUGGACAAAAGAUAAUCGGAUUAUUGACAAUACAGAUACUCUGUCUUUGAGACAAAUACAAAAAUCAUCAGCUGGAAAUUAUACAUGCAGGGCUACUAAUGGUGACAUGCAGUCUAGAUGGAGGGAAAAGAGGGUUACUAUUUACGUUAGAUAUGGACCUGAUUCAGCUGUUCUCAGCAAAACAUCACCACACACUGUAACAGAAGGGGAUACAAAUAAAAAAAUCGAAUGUAUUUCAGAAUGCUAUCCAGGUUGUUCUUAUAAAUGGACAAAAAGAUCCUCUGCUAUAACUUCUGAACAUGUACUUCAACUAAACACUGUGUUAAGAGAGAACGCUGGACAUUACAAAUGCAUUAGUACCAAUACAGCAAAAUCACAGUUCCAAAAGUCUGCAGAGUCAACUAUAGAAAUCAUUGUUCAAUAUGCCCCUGAUGUAAAUAUUAGUCUGUCAAUGACCAGUGUUAAAGAAGGAAAAAGUCUUAUAUUAUACUGUAACGGCCAUGGUGUACCAUCUAGUUACAACUACACAAACUUAAUUCAAAGCUGGAACAAAGUUGCAAUACCAAAUAACAAUACAGCAGUAGAUAAUACAAAGAAGUAUAGCUCUCUUUACUUUAAAUCACUACGACUAGAUGAUACAGGGACAUACACGUGUACAUUAAACAAUGGAAUAUCAAACCUAUCAGGAAUCCUUGACCAAAGUGGUACAAGGGAGAUCAUUGUACAAGUAUCUCCAAAAAUACUAAAAGAUGAUCUUCGAUUUACUGGUUCAACGGGAGACGCAAUAAAUAUUGAAAUCCCAAUUUACAGCAAUCCUGUACUUGACACUAUAGAAAUUACAAGAUAUGAUGGUCAGUCUAUUUCUAGUGAUAUGUAUACUGUUAUGGAUGAUUCUGUAGAGACACAAUUUUAUGGAAAAGAUAUCACACUGCAAGGAAAUGUAAUCUAUCUCAUGUUGAAUGAUACAAGAGAAGAAGAUUUCGGAAAUUAUUCAUUCAAAAUCACAAAUGCUCUUGAUACAACACAGGCGUUUGUUCAUGUGAUAGCAGAAGGUAAGCAAGAAUAA